Ornithodoros turicata is the source of this 2461-nucleotide messenger RNA. RefSeq lists its product as uncharacterized. Gene Ontology annotation, cellular component: signaling receptor complex; external side of plasma membrane. Gene Ontology annotation, molecular function: cytokine receptor activity; cytokine binding. Gene Ontology annotation, biological process: cytokine-mediated signaling pathway. Bases 75 to 2321 code for a protein of 748 amino acids. The transcript is spliced from 13 exons. The record is from RefSeq and is a predicted model, not a curated record. NCBI's taxonomy places the organism in Eukaryota, Metazoa, Arthropoda, Arachnida, Ixodida, Argasidae.
CCCAGAUAGGAAGGUUUUCGUUCGCUGUUUGCUCAUAGGCGCAGAGACAGAAGGGUUUUGCAGAAGCUCGCAACAUGACGCAUUUGAAUUUCCUGAUAAUAAUCGUCAUCUUGGAAUCGUAUGUGGUUCAAGCACAAGGGUUGUUUUUUCACAAUCCAACCAAGCCGCCUUUUGAAGAAGGAAAGAUCACGUGUCGUCGCUACAGUAGGGAUAGGGACGUUUAUGAGACGCAAGCUAUCGACAGUCUCUCGUUUUGUGAUGGUGAGGGUGACUGCACGAACCACGAAGAUGAAGAUCCUGACAUUUGCGAUGGAGACUUGUCCAGAUUUCGACAGACCGUACCGGAGACCGGGAACACGUGGGCUCAACUCAAUUGGGACGUCGAGGGCUAUCAUUUGAAAAAUCCGAAUGGAUUCCUUCUCACGCAUAAACUAAAUCAUGCUGCCCUGACUAUCAAGCUGGAAAGCUCACAGCAGCGAAGUUAUCUCAUGGAGGAUUUACUGCCAUCUACAAGCUACACUAUCAUUCUACGGCCAUACGCACAAUGGGACAGUCAAAGUUUCAGAGUCGGGAAAGCACACGCUGUUACAGUGCAUACUCACAAAACAGGUGUGCCUGCCAACACAGCGCCUGCUGGACUUGAGGAUCUCGGGGUCCACUGCCAGGAUCCCAUUGCUCCCCAAUCGAACAUAACUGUGGCCAGCAAGUCGUUAUGCGACGAAGUACAAGACUGUUUCCAGGGUGCUGACGAAAUGAAGGAACUCUGCGGAAAUAUACAGCAAGUCCAGCUCUCCGUAGAAGCGAGGGCAGACAAGUUUGUCAUUCUGAAGUGGAGCGUGCUCGGACACGGUAGUCCAUGGGGAACAUCUACUGAAAAGCAGAGAGCCACCAUUUAUGGGCCGAGGACGUUGCCAGAUGGGUUCUUUGUGACAACGAUAUCCAACAUGGAAAUCGUUACUCCACACUUUGAAAGUCUUGCAGGUAGACGGUACAUGAUAACAAAUUUGAAUUCGUCCACGAACUACACGUUCACGUUGCGACCGCACAUCAAUUCAACUGAAAGCAGACGAGGCUACAGAAUCGGCAAGGUCGUUUCUGAGUCCGUAAUGACGAAAACGGCUGUGCUGCAUAAUCUGACCAGUUUCUCUGUGAACGGAAACCGAACGGUACUGCUCUGGAAUGCCGAACCUGACGCCCAGUUUUUUCGAGUUACCUACGGUGACGGGCAGAGCCAGAUAUUGACGAAAAUGCAAAGUUUCCCAAACGCGACCGCCAUUGAUCAGAAGAAUAAAGUGUUCAGCAUCCUUCUGCCAGCCGACACUGCGACGUCACUCUUCACUGGUGCCGCCUGUGGGAAUCAUGAGUGCAGCGACAAUGUUACGAUGAGAAUCGAUGAAGCAGGCCAAGUUCCAGGGGAUCCGGUUGUCAAAAUAACGUCGGUUGCAGCGACGAGUCCUACUUCAUUCUACGUCCGCUGGACUAUAGAAAACUACAAUUUGACGUCCAUAGACGGAUACUGGGUUAGAUAUUGCGUCAAAUCUUCGACUUCUUGUCGCUUGGUACAGUUGUCGAAAGCGUCGCUUACAGUGACAGGUCUCACACCGGGCACGACGUACAACGUCAAGGUGCAACCAAGAAUAAAGACACGUGAUGGAGCUAUUGAACUCGGUUCAGUGGGUGAAGCACAGGUGUCUACUUGGACCAUUGCUCCUGCAAGCCCCAUGUUGCACCUCUACCAUGUACUCACUCCUCCUUGCCGACUCCACGUUGAAUGGGCCUUCUACAAUAGCACGUUAGCCUACAUUCAGAUCUCACUGGAGAACGGCACCUGGUUGAACUGCACAACGUCAGCCCAUUGCAACGCCCACGUAUAUGACAGUGUGACAACAAAGGGAUCGCUCAUCCUUUGGAACCUUGAGUACUACACGACCUACAACUUGUUUGUAAGAGGCUGCAACGACAAUGGGUGUGGUUCCGACAGCACCAUUGCUUUCUCAACGCCAAUUUAUGCAUCGAGUGCACCGGUCAACAUUAGCAUCGAGCACAUCGCAAACGGAACGAUGUUGUUGAGGUGGGAGAGGCCAUUGCAUCCUCGUGGUCCCUUAGAUGGCUACGAUGUCUGCUGGAAAUGCGCGGAAGAAACGACUGUAGUGGAUGCGGUGACAGACAUAAAGUUCCUCAUCAGUGAGCCCUUGGACGGCAGGAACUGCACAGCGUCUGUUGCGGCAUACCAUAUCACCGAGGGGGGUCACGUGCUACGUGGAAUAGAAGCGCACAUUGAUAUUCCAUCGAACAACCCCAGUGAAUAUCCCGAACCCUAGUAUGUUUGGGAUAACUCAAAUACCACAAAUAAACAAACAGCUGUUAUAUCAGGAUCUGGAGGUGCGAGUGUGAAACAGCUGAUAUCGCCACCAAAGGAUGCACACCCGAAGAACGACACUGUGUUAGAGCGAGGGUGCUA